Messenger RNA from Punica granatum (pomegranate), 2302 nucleotides. The record is from RefSeq and is a predicted model, not a curated record. NCBI's taxonomy places the organism in Eukaryota, Viridiplantae, Streptophyta, Magnoliopsida, Myrtales, Lythraceae.
CAUUUCCCUCCAUCUCUGUCUCUGUCUCUCUCUCACCUUUGCUUUUUUCUCUUCCGCGGAAAGUCGAUUCCUUCCUCCGGACAGUUCCAAUCAUCAAUCUUUUCCGCAUAAAUUCUGGGUUUCUGUUGAAACACAUAGAGAGAGAGAGAGAGAGAGAGAGAUUGGAGUUUCUCCUUCGCUUUCUCAUCCCGUUUCCCCUGACAUGCUCCGCACGGAUUUCGGGUCUCUUCUUGAUAAAUCCUCGGAUUGAUUGAUCUUACUUCAAGGCUUUGAUUGAUUGUUGAUUCUUCGUGACUUUUAAGGAUCGAGGGAGCCCCUUUGUCUUCUCUGGCAAAAGAACGCAAAACAAAGAGAGACAGACAGGGGAGAAACAUUGCUUCUUGUUCCCUGAAAAUUAGCUGUCCCCAUUAUCGAGAAAUAGAAACUUCAAAGACCCCUCCUUUGGUUAAUCCAUCUCUCCGGUCCCCUUUCUCUUUGAUCUUUUGAUUUUCUAUUUUGAAGGGUAAUUCCUAUCCGAGAAUCUCUCAUCUCCUCCUUCCUCCCCCCACCCUCCUCUGUUCUUCUCCCCCUCUUCCUCUGUUUCUUCAGGGUCGGGAGGUGAGAUUCCGAGAGAGAGAGGGGAUUUUCCAACAUAAAGGAAUAACCCAUCCCCUCCCCUCCCCUCCACCACUCUCUUCCGCCUUCUCUCUCCAGCUUUUACCAUGGUGAUUGAGAAGGACUCAACGCAAUCCAAUCUCUGCUGCUUCCUCAAUUGCACAACCCCCGUAGUCCCUUCCCAAACCCUCCCAAAGACUGAGAUGAGGAGCCUCAAUAGGUUGUGGCACCCCUGGGAGAGAGAAAAGAUCGAGUACUUUACGCUGGGCGAUCUGUGGCGGUCUUAUGACGAAUGGAGCGCUUACGGCGCCGGGGUCCCGAUCGUCCUCAGCACAGGCGAGAGCUUAGUUCAGUACUACGUUCCGUACCUGUCAGCAAUCCAAAUCUUCACAAGCAGCUCUUCUGUUAACGGCUUUAGGGAAGAGACCGAUUCUGGGGAGUGCGAGACGAGGGAUUCCUUCAGCAGCGAUUCCUGCAGCGACGAGAGUGAGAGCGAGAAGCUGUGGAGGUUCGACGGAUGUUCUUCCGAGGAUGGCGGGUUUGAGCCUGACAGUAGUCUAUGGCCUCUGAAUGAUAGAUUGGGUUACCUUUACUUUCAGUUCUUUGAAAGCUCGAAUCCUUAUGGAAGAGUUCCUCUCAUGGACAAGGUUAAUGAAUUAGCUCAGAAGUUCCCAGGUUUGAUGUCUCUGAGGAGUGUUGAUCUUUCACCAGCUAGUUGGAUGGCAGUAGCUUGGUAUCCUAUAUAUCACAUCCCCAUGGGAAGAACCAUAAAGGACCUGUCAACAUGCUUCCUCACUUAUCACACCCUGUCUUCUUCAUUCCAAGAUAUGGACCUCGACGAUGACAUAGAGUGGACUCAGAGGAAUAGGAGCAAGGAAGGGGAAGGGGUCGCUCUCCCUCCCUUUGGGUUGGCCACUUACAAGAUGCAAGGCAAUGUUUGGGUCUCGGGCAAGUGUGGGAGGGACCAAGAGAGGCUGAUGUCCCUGUUGAGCGUGGCUGAUUCGUGGCUAAAGCAACUUCGGGUCCAGCACCAUGACUUCGACUACUUCACGGGGAUUCGGCGUGGCUAACUGAAAAGGCCUAUCAAGGGUCUAACACUCACACCUCCCCACUUGCUUGCUUCAUAGUCUCGCCCCGAAAAAAUCCGUAAAAUGAAAUAUAUAUAUAUAUAUAUAUAAAGGAAAACAACGGGCAUCGAACAACUACCCGGAAUUAGUCUCUUUUCAGAUGUUUUGGUCCUUCCUCCUGUUUAGAGGCUAAGGUUUGAGUGGCCCCGAGAGGUGUUUUACUUUCAUUGACACAAUCCAAAGAAGCUGUUGAUGGGCUGUUAUAGCUGAGCAGUUGGAUGCAGAGGAUAGGGAAGGCUUUUGGUGUACUUUGACUUUUAGCAGAUGCUGAUUGAGGUGCGGCAGUUGUGAAAAUCAGGUAAAAAAACCAAAAAGGAGCUUUUAAUAGGUUUUGUAAUUUUACUGCUUCUGUAAAAAUAAGAAAAAAAAAGAGGAGAAAUUUGGUGUAGAUUAGUCUGUGAUUGAGAUUUCAGUUGGCUGGACCAAUUUGCCAAUUCUACCAGCUUUCUGUUUCCUUUUUUUUUUCCCCCCUGCUGGAAAACCGGAUUUUGAUCAAUAGGUUUCAACUCUGAUACGCUCGGAGCUCUGUAGAUCUUCUCAAUCCAGAAAUCGCCCUGGAACACGAGGGAUCAGUUACCCCA